AUGGAGCGCUCGUGUAUGCAGUGUCAUCAGCGGAAGGUCCGCUGCAGCAAGACCCUCCCCUGCUCGGCCUGCACCCGCCUCGGUGUUCCGUGUCGCUAUCCCAGCGCCGACCUCCAUCGGCCCCGACGGGUGCAGAAGAUCACCAUCACCGACCGCGUCGCCCAGCUGGAACGCAGUCUGGCCGUUUUGGCGAGCAGUCCGAUGCCCCAGUCUCAAGCCUCGGCCCCUGAAGACCCCAAACGUGAUCCCUCGGCCGCCUAUCUGCCCGAUCCUCCGCCGUCGCCCAGUCGACGCCAAGAACUGCUGGUCCAGGACGGCGGCUCCACGCGCUACAUCAACGAGACCUUCUUGUCGCGCAUAUUGGAGAAGGAUAGCGGUCUGCAUAAGGCGAUCGGGACUCCGCGCGACUCGGCAGAGCCUGCGGUCGGCUUCAGACCGGAGGGGUUGUUGCUGUCGCGGUCGCGACGACCGUCCACGGAGGAGGAACAGUUGGAUCUGUCAAGAUGGCAAGCAGCGCAGUUGUGGCAGAUUUAUCGCACGAAUGUCGAUCCUGUCGUCAAGAUCCUGCAUUUGCCGACCGUGGAACCCCUGGUGUAUUCCACCAUGAACGACGGGGGGUCCGAAGAUCUCAAAGCCCUGCUAUACGCCAUCUACUUCGCAGCGGUGACGAGUCUGUCAGGGACGGAUGCGGCGAAUUUGCUAGGCAGGGACAAACGGUCGGCCUUGCUGGACUUUCAGUCGCGGAUUGAAACUGCGUUGGCCGAUUCCGCCUGUUUUGAUCUGCCGAGCAUCUUAUCUCUGCAGGCGCUAGCCAUCUACAUUACGUGCCUUCGAGCCCAUAGUACGAGCCGAUCCGGUUGGAUCAUCAACGGAGUCCUGAUUCGCUCGGCCCUCUCCAUUGGCAUUCACCGUGAUGGCACGCACUUCAACUUGUCCCCGCUAGAAGCCGAGAUGCGUCGUCGGUUGUGGUGGCAGAUCAUUAUGCUGGACCACCGCGCCGCCGAAGACCACGGUCUGGCCGUGCAUGGCUUCGGCAGUCGAGCCGACACCCACAUCCCCUUGCACAUCGACGACAGCGACAUCUCGGUCGAAACGCGCAUGAUGCCCAGCCCGCGCACGAGAUGGACCGAGAUGAGCGUGUUUCUACUGACCGCGGAGAUCGGCAUCGCCUUCCAGCAGCUCUUCCAUAAUACGGCGAGCCAACCGGUAGAGCCGGCGCAGCGACUACAGACGGUGCAUGAACUGACCUCGUACCUGGAAAACGCCUACCUGCGGCACUGUAAUAUCAAUAUUCCGAUUCAGAAGGCCGGGUGGCUGACUACGCGCUCCUUACUGGCGAAAUUUGAGUUCUUCGUGCACCAGGAGGGUCUUAAUAAUGAUCGGCCGCAGGAGUCGGUAUCCUCAACCGCCGAGCAGACCCUCACUUCGGCUUGCAAUUGUCUUGAGCUGAGCGUCGAGCUACAAACCGAUGAUCUGCUACGGGGGUUCCGCUGGCUUUUCGUCAGUUACAAUCAGUUCCAUUGCCUCACGUACAUACUAUGGCACCUGUGUGCGCAGCCCACGGGACCGAACGUCGUGCGCGCAUGGAAUAUUGUCGACGUCGUCUUCGACCUAACAGAAAAUGACGCCAGUCGUCCGGAUCCGGGACCCCUGUGGAAGGUUCUUAGACAUUUACGAGAGAAGGCGAGGCAGAGACGUCAGGAUGAAAACGCACCACCUCCAGUUCCGGAGAACUUACCGGAGGGACAACUCCCCGUAGAGAAGCGCGUCGAAGAGCGACCAAUGGAGCAGAUUGAGCCACCCCCGGAAGGCUUGGAGGACGUCUUGGCCCCGAACCUGGAUCCGAACUCUUUGUCUGAAUGGAUGGAUUUCUCCGAGAAUCUGGGAAUCUUCCGCUUUGAUCUGUAG
Molecule: messenger RNA, 1908 nt
Organism: Aspergillus melleus
Lineage: Eukaryota; Fungi; Ascomycota; Eurotiomycetes; Eurotiales; Aspergillaceae
Product: Zn(II)2Cys6 transcription factor
Exons: 2
Coding region: 1-1908 (635 amino acids)
Biological process (GO): DNA-templated transcription; regulation of DNA-templated transcription
Molecular function (GO): zinc ion binding; DNA-binding transcription factor activity, RNA polymerase II-specific; DNA binding
Source: RefSeq, a predicted model, not a curated record